This is a messenger RNA of Varanus komodoensis (Komodo dragon), 2643 nucleotides long. RefSeq names its product histone H2A.Z. The record is from RefSeq and is a predicted model, not a curated record. NCBI's taxonomy places the organism in Eukaryota, Metazoa, Chordata, Lepidosauria, Squamata, Varanidae. The transcript has 5 exons. Gene Ontology annotation, cellular component: nucleosome. The coding region runs from base 239 to 625 and encodes 128 amino acids. Gene Ontology annotation, molecular function: protein heterodimerization activity; DNA binding; structural constituent of chromatin.
UCUCGGAGCGCAGGGAGAACCGUCCCUUCGUGGCAAUUGGCUACCUUUCCGAUCCGAUUUCCUCCGGAUGUAGGGACGUUAGAGUCGGGUAUAAAGGACUCGUGGAAGGCGGGAGCGGACGCAAUUUUGAACUGGCAGUGGCGGUGCAGGACAACGGGGCUCUUGACGGCGCGGCGGCAGGGCUUUCUGAACCGCCUUUCGCGUGUCUCCUUCCGGGAGAGAAGGGACCUCAUUCAAAAUGGCUGGUGGCAAAGCUGGAAAGGACUCUGGAAAGACGAAGACCAAGACAGUGUCCCGUUCACAGAGAGCUGGCUUACAGUUCCCUGUUGGCCGUAUUCACCGACAUCUUAAAUCAAGAACUACCAGUCAUGGCCGUGUGGGGGCUACAGCUGCUGUAUAUAGUGCUGCUAUCCUGGAGUACCUCACAGCUGAAGUUCUUGAACUAGCAGGAAAUGCAUCCAAAGACUUGAAGGUGAAAAGAAUUACUCCUCGUCACUUGCAACUUGCCAUAAGAGGUGAUGAGGAACUAGAUUCUUUAAUCAAAGCAACAAUUGCUGGUGGAGGUGUAAUUCCACAUAUUCAUAAAUCUCUCAUUGGAAAGAAAGGGCAGCAGAAAACAGUUUAAAGGAUUCUUGUUAAUUUAGGACUGUUAAAGUGCUCUGUUCAGUGUUGGUGGAUUUCCAGUGGACUUCAUCUGUGAAACACGAUUUUGCCUUUCUGUAACCUUGAAGCUGGAACCCAUCAAGCUUUCUAACAAACCAAAAUUCUACAUUGAAGUCUUAACCUUAUUUAAGUGUUACAUGGCUUCAAAGAAGCUGUUGUCUGUAGUAGUUCUAGACUGUCUUUAGAUCUGUUGGAUUUUAAUGAGAUUCUUGGCAUUGCUGAUUAUUUUUAUGCAUCAACUUCCUUCAUUUGGUUAUUAGACACUAGCAUUUAACUACAAAAGAUUCUUGACACUAGCACCCUUAUGAAAUGAAAAUGUCAAGAAACUGCUGAUGUCAAUCUCUUGUAGUUAAAUAAACAGCACUGGGGGGUUUUUUUGUGAAGACCUUAUGUUCAGUCUGCUGAAUAAAUUCAAUAAAUGUUAUAUCAUUACAAACUGUCUGCUCUGGUUAAGCAAUAAGCAUGUCACUUGAGUCAUGUUUAACUUGCUUACCAAAAGAAUGUGAUUAGUUGGGUCCAGAUUCUUACUGUUAAUACAAACAGGAUAGUUAUGAUUAAAUUUUUAGUGUACCAUAUAUAUUGAUGUAUAAGGCAACCCUUGAAACCAAAAAUAGCAAAGCAAAAAUUGGAGGUCAUCUUACAUGCCUGACAUAACAAUCAGAAAAACAACCAAAAAUAUUGACCUACUUGUCUUGUAUGCAAGUUGCCUUCUAUGCUGAUAUAUAUAUGGUAUUAUGCAAUUUAUGGCUGUGUAAGAGUACUAUGGAUGUUUUUAAAAGUUCAGCAUAUAAAGCAACAUUCUAGCAAAAUCCCUUUCUCCUCUGUGACCAAAGGCUGCCAAUAAAUUAAUGUAUGGUUGCACCUUAGCUGCAAACAGUCUGAGCAUGUUCUCAGUGUCUGAUUGGAAGUCAAAGUCUCCAUCUAUAUAAAUGCAUCAAAGUAUCAGACUAAAAUUACAUUAAUCACUUUGUUUCUGCUUAUUUCCCAUUCUUUCAAGAUUAUUUAACCCCAGUCUGACUUAUAGUUCAUAUACAGGCAGUCCCCAAGUUUAUAAACAUCUGAGUUGUGAACAACCCAUACUUAUCAACUACCGUAAAGCCUAUUACUACUUUUAAAUACUGCAGGAAAAUGGUCCUUGCCAUAGAGAAAGUGAAAGGGUAGAGAGGGAGGUCUCCAAACUGCCAUCUUGCCCCAAUCAGUAAGGAAAAUCACUGGCAUUUCUUUGCUGUAAAGAAGCACUGGUGAGUUGGGUGGGUACAGGGAGAGAAAUUUGUGUUAUUUCCACUUUCAGGGGUUCUGUGCCCUUAACCCCUACAGGUGUGAAGAGCUGACUGUGUGAUCUGACCUACAUUCAAAUUCAAGAUUUUCAUGAACAACUCAUUUGUAACCCAGGGACUACUUGUAUGCUCAUAUUGUCUCCAGUGGAUUUCUACAGUUUUAAGGGAUUCAGAAAAGGUUUUAUAGAGAUGUUGGUUCAAAUUUAGUGUUAAAUUAUGUUUUUCUGGUAUACUAGAUGCUUGGUCAUAUUAAAAUAUUGUUUAAUGAUAGGAAAAACAGUGCUUCCUAGUCUAUAGCAUUUUUAACAUACAGAUGAUAAAUUCUUUACGUUUUGCAAAGGGAUAGCUAUUUUAUUUGUUGACCACUAAUGAAGGUUCUCCGAGUCGUGUACAGUUGAGGGAUUAUGUACUGACAAAGGAAUGAAAUAGAAUGGUGUUCUUCCUGUCACUUGGUAGUGCUAUAUACAUCAUGCAAUGAAAAUGCUUCUAUCAUGUAACAGAAGGAAAAUCUGCCUCAGUCUUAAACAUUUGAUUUAAAUUACAAAGUGGAAUCUCUCAUUCUUGUUGAGUACUUAAUCUCACUUAAAUAGGUUGGACCUUCUUUUGAAAAGGCUGGUUUAUGGAAUUUAAUGUGUUUAGUUAUUUAACACCAACUUUGUUUUUCUGUGUCUCAGUAAUAAAGAGUUAGCACUUGAAAAAUCAA